This is a messenger RNA of Arabidopsis thaliana (thale cress), 1301 nucleotides long. RefSeq names its product Co-chaperone GrpE family protein (gene MGE1). The coding region runs from base 156 to 1064 and encodes 302 amino acids. Gene Ontology annotation, molecular function: adenyl-nucleotide exchange factor activity; protein homodimerization activity; protein-folding chaperone binding. Lineage: Eukaryota; Viridiplantae; Streptophyta; Magnoliopsida; Brassicales; Brassicaceae. Gene Ontology annotation, biological process: protein folding. The transcript has 6 exons. The record is from RefSeq and is marked reviewed. Gene Ontology annotation, cellular component: mitochondrial matrix.
CUUUAAAUAACCCCAAAUAAUAUUUUGCUUCCUCCCCAAGAACCUUUUUGCCUCUUUCUACUUCCGUCGGCCGGAUUCAGAGUCAUAAAUAAAUAUAUAAAAAAAAGUUUCGAUUUUUGCUUUUCUUCUUCGAUUCAUUGCGCGAAUCAUCCGUGAUGUUGGUGUCUAGGGUUUUAUCAAGAGUUUCUCGCAGCGCAGGCUUACGCUCGUCUUUCUCCUCCGUCGUUACUCCGAAGAGGAAUCAGAUUCCGAUUGUUGCAAGCCGAUUUCACUCCCUCGUUCACGGAACCCCCAACAAGCUUGUUGCAGUUCCAGUGUCGCUCCGAAACCAUGGAACUCUAGAUUUGAAUGUUCUUCAAAGGUUCGGCUUUUUUUCCUCUUCCUCAGCUGAACCGAAGGGAAAUGAGAGUAACACCGAAGUACCAAAGACCGGCGAAACUUCUGAGAAUGUGGAGGUGGGGAAAGCUACAGAUGCAGAGAUUGACUUCGACGAUUUGUCAAGAGACGAUUUAGUGAAGCUUGUGAGUGAGAAGGAAGAUCUUUUGAAGGUUCAGCAGAAAGACAUAAUGGAAAUGAAAGAUAAAUUUCUUCGCACUUAUGCUGAGCAGCAGAAUCUUAUGGACAGGACUAACCGUAAUGCUGAAAGCGCCAAAAAGUUCGCUGUACAGAACUUUGCAACGAGCCUUUUGGAUGUGGCGGAUAAUCUUGAAAGAGCUUCUUCUGUUGUCAAAGAGAGUUUUUCGAAGAUCGACACUUCAAAAGAUUUGGCUGGUGCUACUCCACUGUUAAAAAACCUAUUAGAAGGAGUGGAGAUGACUGAGAAACAAUUAGCUGAGGUGUUUAGAAAAGCUGGUUUGGUGAAAGAAGAUCCUUUAAAUGAACCGUUUAAUCCAAACAGACAUAACGCAGUGUUCCAAGUCCCAGAUGCUUCCAAGCCAAAAGGCACAAUUGCUCAUGUCCUAAAGUCUGGAUACUCAUUGUACGAUCGAGUUAUAAGGCCAGCUGAGGUUGGUGUUACUUGCGCCGUGGAGAAUCAAGAAGGCGGCAAAGAGUCUGCAGCUUGAAAUACUUAAAACAUCGAGAGUUAAGCUUUUGUUUUUAACAUCUUCAUGAGUUCUUUUUUUAGUUAAUAGUUCUCUUUCUUUGCAUAUUCAUUGGAGGAACAAGAUUCCCAUAAGGUAGCAUGACUAUGCUCUGUACUUCCAGGGAAGCCCUGGUUCUGUAACUUUUACACAAAUUCAUAAGCCAAAGCCAAACUCUUGGUAAAAGCUUCAAAUCUUACAUUUAUAUAACUUCUUCCU